This is a messenger RNA of Eurytemora carolleeae, 2951 nucleotides long. RefSeq lists its product as uncharacterized. Bases 480 to 1700 code for a protein of 406 amino acids. Gene Ontology annotation, molecular function: G protein-coupled receptor activity. Lineage: Eukaryota; Metazoa; Arthropoda; Copepoda; Calanoida; Temoridae. The record is from RefSeq and is a predicted model, not a curated record. Gene Ontology annotation, biological process: G protein-coupled receptor signaling pathway. The transcript has 10 exons. Gene Ontology annotation, cellular component: membrane.
UCGUAGACGUGGUAAACUUCAAGUCCAAGGUCGUCUUCACUUCAUAACUAAUUUUCCCGAUUGAAUUCAAAUUUUUUAUAUUUACUAUUUUAUGCUUUUCUGUUAAGAAAUUUUGAGAUUUCACAUAACAAAAUUUGUUGGAGCACCGGAACCAAAUUCAACUUAGUAGCAUCAUUCGUCAAAUUUUGUAAGAUGAAAUUUAUCAUUCAUCAACAUUUGAAGAAUCAAGUUACUAUAUAAUUAAGUGGAAUUCGGCUCCGGUGCUCCAACAUAUUUUUUUAGAUGAAAUUUAUCAUUUAUCAACAUUUGAAGAAUCGAGCUACUAAGUUGAAUUUGGUGUUUUACGUAAUUUUUGACGGAUCUUAUAUGAGAGAUCAAAACAUGUACUUUGGUGUAGUUAGUUUUACGUUAAUCGGACCCCCACGAUUAACCAAAGAGAAUAAUUGUAUUUGAUAUGUUUAAGAGUAUGUCUGAAUAAAAUGAAAGAGUUAACCAUCUUGAAUGUGUCGAGUAGUAUCCCUGAGGUUGAGCUGUGGACCAAUGAUACUUGUUCCUCCUCAAACCAUCCUAAUACCAUCCUUGCAGUUAUAACCAUUGUCUCUGCUAUACUCACAAUACCGAAUAUUGUGGGAAAUAUGAUGGUCCUGGCAGCAUACAUGAAGGUUCAGGCUCAAGCCCGCGGUCCUGCUCAUGCCCUCCUUAUCCCCCUCGCAAUAUCUGAUAUUAUUCUGGGCAUUUGGUCGAUCUUAAACAUCAGCAAUCUAGGGAACGAUCACGCUUUAUUGGCUAAGGUUGCAGAGAUAUUAGGUGUCGUUGGAUCUACUGGAGGGAUGGUUUCUAUCUCACAUAUAUCUCUAGACAGGACUGUUUCCAUUGCUUUUCCCUUCUCAUACACUGUGGAUAAGCGUCGAAUUCUCAGUGUUUACUACACUAGUAUCAUCAUCACUGUACUCUUCACAUCUUCACUCGCUUUCACACUAUCAGAUUGCGGAUUGCCUCUGUUUGUACUGUUCUACUCUGUGUAUCACAAGAUUCAACUUUUCACUAUUUUCCUUCCUUGUUCUCUUAGUUUGGUUGUAAGUCAUGUUUAUCUAGCUAGGGUGGCCAGAAGACACGCUAAAAGCAUCAGGCGAGUGAAAAAGGUGAUUGCAGCAAAAGAGAUUAGUGACAAUGCUUGGCUAUCAGGAACAGGAACGUCUCACUAUCAGGAUCGGGAACGUAUCUCUACUGCUUCAAGCCAGAAAUCUAAUCGUUCCAAUGCAACCUUUAGAUCCGGUGCAUACAAAAUAUCAUUGAUGGCGACAGCAUUCGUUUUUUUUAUCGGCUGGCUGCCAUCCCAGAUACUUCCGUUCUUCCUGGAGAAAACAAGCCCAGUACUAGGGUUUGCUAGUCUAACCGUCCUACUUAGCUCUGCGCUCAACCCCUUCCUCUACUCUGCUCAAAACAAAGAAAUGCGGGAAGCACUCUGUAAACUUUUUAAAACCAGAAAUGCGAGCUCACGACUUUCAAUUUACCGACGGAAGAAACUGCCUGACAACGAGAAAAUGGUUCUAGCCGCCUCCAAGCUGUGUUCUAAAAGUUGCAAUGGUUCUGCCUGUAUGUCCCGGGUUCCUCCUCAAGUUCAACAACAAAAUGUUUUGAAACAUUCGCAAAAUCUUUGCAACUGCCAAGCACUAGAGUGCCAGGGAACCAUUGUUUAACAUUUUUUAGAAAAUUAUUAUGUUUAAUUUUUUAUAUUUUUAUGGAAAUUUUAAAUUCUAACGAAAUUGAUUAUCUCCCUCAAACUCUAUUUUCAUUUUCCUAAUAUCUUUGCAAUCUGAUGUCGUAAACCUUUCAUCGUGUAAACUAAGAAUUCUGUUGAAUCACACUAGGUUUAUAAUAUCAAAUGUUUACACCAUCAGGUUGCAAAGAUUAUAAAGUUUAGAGCUGGAGGCGAGUAAUCAAUUCCUUUGCACGAGUAAGAAGCAUUGUAUAAUAAAAAAAUCAUAAAAAGAUUAAAAAAGAUAUUAUUGUGAUGUUUCCUCAAAAAGCGAUUUAGCACAAAAAAAUUAUUCCUUUGAAAAAAUACAUGUUUAAGAAGAAACAUGAUGUUUGAAAUACACUGUUGUUUAUACCAUCGAAAAGAACAUACUUUUUAAUUUUAUCUUAAAAAAGGACAAGGUGUGCAGAAGGUUUUUAUCUUAAAAAACGUGAUAAGAUAAUCUUUUUAAGCUUUAGACUCAACACUUUUGAAAAAAGAAGUAAUACUAAUUUCUCAAAAGAGAUUUCUCAAAAUUACAUUUUUAAUUAAAAAAUUUUCCCUCUUCAUGAUUUCAUCUUUGUCCCUGCAACGAACUACGGAAAUUCAAAAUAAAUUAAUUGUUUUGAUAGCCUCGAGAUGGAAUCUUUUAUUUGGGCAGAAUUAUGCUCAAUUUUUAUUUCGCCAAAAAACCUUAGUCUGGCAAAUCAUUUUUAUAGAAAUCUUUUUUGAUCCAAUAAUUCACAUCUUUAAUCAGAAGUCGUCCGUGUCGUCUCAAGAAAGUCCGAAACUUGUAUGCUAAAACCAGUCCUGACGAGCUAAAUUGUUUUUCUCCCCAUUUAAAGAUUGGAAUUUCUAUCCAUUUUUACUGACUAAAACAUAUUUUCACUGGAAUUCAUAGCAUCUGUUAAAAAUAUCACGGUUAGGCUCAGUUCGCCACCAACAUUUUUGACCUCAGCUAUGAUGAACAGAAACUACAGGGUUACCCACAAAGGAUGAAACUUCAGAGACGACUGUAGGAAAUUUAUAUUCUCUGUUUCCGUACAAUUGUGUCUUGCUUAACUAAAAAAUUUAAUCAGCCAUGUCAUGACUUUACCACAGCCAGAGGACGCAAUUUAACCUUGGUAUAGUCAUAUCUUUAUAAAGUUUUAAGUCGUCUUUACAGUCUCAUCCUUUUCCCUAUAUACUUUGCUUGUCUGUUUGUUUGUUUGUA